UGUUAAUGAUCACCUUGAAUCCAUCGACAACUUGUGGCCCAAGCUCAUGGCUGUUGUAUAAAUUAAUCAAACCUCACCUCUCCACUUCUCCACAACUUAUUCUCACAAAUCCAAAAACCUCAGCAAUGGCUUCCCCUAAACUUACACCCUUUGUUGCAGUGGUAGCUUUGAUGCUUGCUCCCUCUCUUGCUCAGCUUAACCCUUUCUUCUACACCUUCACUUGCCCUCAACUUCCUUUCAUUGUUCUAAAUACAGUCUCUCAAGCUCUCCAAACCGACGACCGAGCUGCUGCCAAGCUCAUUCGUCUCCACUUUCAUGACUGCUUUGCCAAUGGGUGUGAUGGAUCUGUGCUACUGGAAGACGUACCUGGUGUUAUCGACAGUGAGUUGAACGCACCUCCCAACAAUGGAAUCCAAGGGCUAGACAUUGUGGAUAACAUCAAAGCAGCAGUUGAAAGCUCUUGUCCAGGCAUUGUUUCUUGUGCUGACAUAUUAGCUCUCUCAUCUCAAGUGGCUGUUGUACUGUCUGGAGGGCCGGCAUGGAUUGUCCCAUUGGGAAGAAAAGACAGCAGAAUAGCAAACAGAGCUGCAGCAGCAAAUCUGCCAAGUCCCUUCGAAACUCUAGACGUGCUGAAAUCCAAAUUUGCAGCAUUCGGGUUGAGUUCUACGGAUCUUGUGACUCUAUCGGGAGCGCACACGUUCGGUCGAUCAAGAUGUCUCUUCUUCACAGGACGGUUCGACAAUUUCAACAACACCGGCCUACCGGACCCGACUUUGGAUGCUGCAUACAGGGAGCAGCUACGCCAACUUUGUGCCACUCCAGUAACAAGAGUAAACUUCGAUCCAACCACACCAGACACAUUCGAUAAAAACUAUUACGUUAAUCUCCAAAACCAUAAAGGGCUCCUCCAAAGUGAUCAAGAGCUUUUCUCAACCCCUGGGGCUGAUACAACUGCCAUUGUCAACAGAUUUGCUGCUAGCCAACUUCUGUUCUUUAUUCAAUUUGGUAAUUCGAUGAUCAAAAUGGGGAAUCUUAGCCCUCCACCUGGCACCCCAUCUGAAGUCAGAUUGAACUGUAGGAGGAUCAACCCAUCCACGACCACCCUCCAUGAUGUUAUCUAACUUAUAAUUUAAAUUUACAUGAAUAAACUUCAACUUUGUUGUUGUGUUUGAAUCCAGUUCAUUGACUCUGUUGUGGUGGAUUAAUAUUUAGCAAUUUAUAAAUAUAUAGUGAUGUAAAACAACAAAGUCAGAGGUUGGUUGCUUUGUUUUUCUUAAUCACACAAUAAUAACAUACUUAUUAGUUAA
Molecule: messenger RNA, 1307 nt
Organism: Cucumis melo (muskmelon)
Lineage: Eukaryota; Viridiplantae; Streptophyta; Magnoliopsida; Cucurbitales; Cucurbitaceae
Product: peroxidase 2-like
Exons: 3
Coding region: 6-1121 (371 amino acids)
Biological process (GO): hydrogen peroxide catabolic process; response to oxidative stress
Molecular function (GO): peroxidase activity; heme binding
Source: RefSeq, a predicted model, not a curated record